AUGGGAGGGCGCUCCUUGCGAAAGUUCGCUCAGCUCCCCUUUGCUCCCAUGCGUUCUGUUCAUGUUUCCACUCCAUAUGUUGUGCCAAAUUUUGUGGCGCUGUGGUUAGCCCAUCGCCGUGCCCGCAGACAGGCCAGCUUUGUACAGAACCUGGCUCUGCGUCAGGAGCGUUUUUACGAGGUUGUAGUGUGCAAUCUAUCUGGAAGGCCACUGGUCCUCCAAGGGUGCCGAGAUCCAGCAGCACGAAAAUCGACUGCAGGAAGUUUUCUGCGGCUGGUGACAGAGAUCGCCCCGUUGGAAGGUGCAGCAGAUGGUGUUGAUGCUGUUGCGGAGCGCCUGCUCCUGCACAACCCCGUGACUCACCCCUCUCCGGCGGUUCAGGCACGGUUUCAGCACCACGGCAGCUGCGGGGAUCUUCUGGAGUUCUCCGUGACGUAUUUGACCACAGAAGGCACAUGCUUUAUGUCAUACAAGAUCAUCUCAUUCCUCGCCUUGCUUGCCACAAGCAUUGCUGGAUUUGAGACAUUUGUGAUGAUCAUGCAGGUUGCUCACAGGCCGCGUGUCUUGAUCAUAGCGACCGGUGGAACGAUUGACAAGGCGUAUCCUCGCGUGACAGGGGGUUGGGGCUUUGAGAUUGGAGAGCCAGCUGCCACUCGGAUUUUAGACCGCAUAUCUCCGGCAGGAUUCAGCUUCGAGGUCCAGAGCGUGUGCGCCAAAGAUUCACAGGAGAUCUCAGAGGCAGAUCGGCUGAGCAUCUUGAAAGCUUGCGAGGACUGGUCUGGUGAUCAGGUCAUCAUUACCCACGGCACGGACACUUUGAUAGAGACAGCGUGCUUUCUGGGCAAGCAUGCAGGAAAGCUGGCCACCAAGUGCAUUUGCCUGACGGGCGCAAUGCUUCCAGAGAAGUUCGUGGAUACAGACGCUCAUUUCAACAUGGGUGUUUGUUUCGGCGCAUUGAACACUGCGAUGCCUGGCAUUUAUGUGUGCAUGAAUGGUCGGGUCCGCGAGUGGACCUCUGUGGGACGUGAUUUGCGGUCUGGUGCAUUCGCUGAAGUUCAAGACUCUGCACAUUGA
This is a messenger RNA of Symbiodinium natans, 1074 nucleotides long. The record is from the annotation of a GenBank genome assembly. Lineage: Eukaryota; Dinophyceae; Suessiales; Symbiodiniaceae.